Emiliania huxleyi CCMP1516 is the source of this 751-nucleotide messenger RNA. RefSeq lists its product as hypothetical. Bases 49 to 609 code for a protein of 186 amino acids. The record is from RefSeq and is a predicted model, not a curated record. NCBI's taxonomy places the organism in Eukaryota, Haptophyta, Isochrysidales, Noelaerhabdaceae. The transcript is spliced from 5 exons.
UUGCGAUGUUUCGUCGGCGAUCGGCAUCUGGGGGGAAAGAGAGGAUCCAUGCCCGCUGGCUCUCUGCGGUCGAGCAACACCGACCGGCCGCGCGGGGGCUCGCUCACCGUGCUGACCAACAUCGCGCCCUGUCUCCGGCCGCAGCUCCGGCGCAUACUCGGCCGCCGGUUCCAAUGUAACGCCAGCCUCAUCGAGCUGCAGAGCCCCCUGCUGUACAACGACAUGGUGGUCAUACUCUCAAACGAGCCCGAAAAGUACGGCGGGCGCGACCCACGGCUCGACGAGAUUCUCUGGAUCGGGCGUCGCGAGAGCCGGGUACACCACGUCCUAGUUGCACCGCGCCAGCUGAGCGAGCUCUCCGUGACCAUGCCACACGUGUGGCGCUCGUCGUGCGGCGACCAGGACAUCGCCCAGCACCUGUGGGUGCUCGGUGAGCUGCAGCAGAUCUUACGCCGCACGGACUGGCAGACCGAGGACGACGUCGACGACGAGCGAAGCCUUGGCUGGGACUGGCUGACCGGGCCCGCGUCGACCUACACGGGCGGAGAACUUGCCGGAGCUGCCGAGCCGAACCGCCACCGCCACCGCCGACGAAUACUAGGCUUUUGAACGACCAAUUUCGUACGAAAACACGUGUCUAGAUACACUAGUGACUAGAGAGGCGCCUUGUGCGCUUGGGACACAUGAGACAUGUGUCAUCUCUCUGUCAUGUCGCUCAGGUGGUCUUGCGUGAAGAACGGCUGACACCGUU